Fraxinus pennsylvanica is the source of this 342-nucleotide messenger RNA. The record is from the annotation of a GenBank genome assembly. Lineage: Eukaryota; Viridiplantae; Streptophyta; Magnoliopsida; Lamiales; Oleaceae.
AUGCAGUCUAUAUGUUUAGUCAAAUUGUACAAUAAUGUGUUUAGCAUUUGGGUGCGAACUGAUAAAGAAAAAAGUUCAUGGCAUCAGGUUUUUGAGAUGCACGUACAAGACAUGGGAUUGGAGGGAUCUGAUCUAGCGGUGGCCGGUUUUACGAUUUUGAACGGAAAAGUUCUGCUCAUUGCAACAAAUUCAAUGGUUUAUCAGUACAAUUUGUCAAGUGAGAACAGUGGAAAAGUCGAGAAAAUUUGUGGGCAUGCAUGCGGGAAAGAUGUGUUUUUCCAUUCCUUUUCGAGUUCACUUCGUUCAUGUGGAGAUGGUGCAACAAAAUUUGCUGCAUGUUAG